This is a messenger RNA of Ruditapes philippinarum (Manila clam), 5032 nucleotides long. RefSeq names its product ER membrane protein complex subunit 8-like. The coding region runs from base 33 to 632 and encodes 199 amino acids. NCBI's taxonomy places the organism in Eukaryota, Metazoa, Mollusca, Bivalvia, Venerida, Veneridae. The transcript is spliced from 5 exons. Gene Ontology annotation, cellular component: EMC complex. The record is from RefSeq and is a predicted model, not a curated record.
AGGAUCGCAGUAACUCAUGCGGUAAAAUAAAGAUGGCGGAAAUAUCUGUCAGCAUGAAGGCGUAUGCCAAACUUUUGCUUCAUGCAGCAAAAUAUCCUCAUUGUGCCGUAAAUGGACUUCUUUUAGCUGAAGAUACAAAAACGAGCAAAGAGAAAAAGUCAAUAAGAUUUGUAGACUGUAUCCCACUUUUUCAUCUUUCUCUUAGUUUGGCUCCCAUGCUGGAAGCUGCCCUUUUACAGAUAGACUCAUAUUGUAAAAGUAAAGGCUACGUGAUUGGAGGAUAUUAUCAGGCUAAUGAACAUCUUUCAGAUAACUCGGUUAACAAUGUAGCAAGACAUAUUGGUAAGAAAAUACACGAAUAUUAUCCUGAUGCUUGUAUAUUUAUGAUUGACAAUAAUCGUGUUAGUCCGGAAAGUCCUUCAGAAGUUUAUAGAGUUCAUACAAUGAAGGAAACAGGCUGGAAAGAAGCGGACAAAAGACAAACAGUAGAUGAAGAUACUUUACAAACAGCGUCAGUUUUGUUAGAGCAGGAACAAUACAGACAUUUAGUGGACUUUGAUAAUCAUCUAGAUGACGUGGCGAAUGAUUGGAGGAAUACUAAACUCAAUGAUAUUAUAGAGAGAUGUCUAUAGUGCUAAUGUGUAGUGUGUUCAAACGAGGCAUUCAUAUGUAUAUAAAGUUGGAAAUGACAGCGGUCGAGCAUUGAAAUAUGAAUUGAGAAUCAACAUUUCGACAGCCAUUUUGGACUCUGUCGACAGGGUCCAAUUUUUGUUUGCAGAUAUAGAACAAAUUGAUUGAAGGUUGUAGUGAAACAUUGGAACACUAUGUGAGAUGUGUUAUGUUACACAGUAGGUCAAUGAAGAGACGUAAUCCAGCCGUGUUCUACGGAUCAUUAAGAAAAAAGUGCUUAACAGUUUAUUAAGUGUGGAGAAAUUGAAUGGUUUUGUCAAAUAGAUUUUACAUGCUGCCUUUUGAUUGGCUUAUUUCAUUUGUCAGAGAAUUUGUAAAUGCUGUCGUUUCAUUGGACUAUUUAAAAAACGAGGCUUCAGGAAAAACAAACAAUCGUAUUAUAGUGAUUGCAGAAUUGUCUUUGUUCUUUAUUAUCAGCUGUAAAAUUCAUAUAAUAUUAUGUAUGUUUAAUUAAAAAAAAAUAACAGUUUAGCACACUUUAAUAACUCUUGUAUUAGCACAAAAAAAUGGUUCACGAAAAAACUGCCAUUAUUUUAAGCCAUUCACAAACUACUCUUGUGAGUGAUAAGUAACUUUCUAAUGUACAUUUAGAGUUUAUUUAACAUUGCCAGUAAGCUGGGAAAUUGUUUGCAUUGUCAAAAUUCCAUAGAAAAAUGCUCAGUAAAUGUAUUGUUAAAAAAGGUUUUGAUUUCCUAUUUUUUUUUCUUUUUUUAGAGAAUUUUGAUAACAGUAAAUGAUUGUUUUGCAUGCUGUUUUUUGUGAAAGGGUGAAAUGAUGUUAAAACUGUUUUUCUGAAUCAAAAUGUAGUGUUUUUUCCUCCAAUUUACUUUAGUUCAUUAUGUAAAAGAAAUGAUAUGCCAGGCAUAAGUUUUUUGCUUUCUUUGUUUUGUGUGUAAUGUAGUGCAAUACUUAAGUUAAUGUAAUUCAGAAUUUGUGGUUUUAUUCUUGAAUCCAAUGUCAGUCCAUGAAAGAUACAUGUACUUUUGUAUUAUUUUUAUUGAUUUUUCACAAAGAAUUAAUAUUAGUAUUAUAAGGAAAGAUAGUUGAAUAAAAAAUUACAUCAUGACUGGAUAAAACAUUCUAUCAAUUGUAAAUUUACAAAAUUUCUGCGGUAUUCAGUUAAUUUUAACAGAAAAUUAUUCAUGUUGCCUCAAUUUCAAUGUUAAUUUAUGUAAUUGUAACUACUAACAGACUUUCAAUUACUAUUCCUUUAAGGGCACACAAAGCCUCAGAAAUGACUUCAGUUUUCCUUCUCAGGACAAAAACUGUUUAAUGUUAUUAUAAAAAAAUUAUAAAUAAUUAAGUUAGAGAAUGUUAGAUGUUUAUCAUGUACAGAAUGUAGAAUGUAAAAUAACUUGUCAUAUUAUUGUAAGUAGCCAAAUGUUGGCAAAAUAGUAUUUUAUCUACCAUUAUAAAUGCUUCAUGUAGGUUACUAGAUAAUAAUAUGUAUAAUAUAUGGCCAGAAUGUAUAAGAACCAAACAAUAGUUUGUCAGUUAUGGUCAAUUCAGAGAAAAAUAUUUUUCAAGUUUUUACUAAAUACAUGCAUGAAGAUAUAACUGACCCCCAGGUUGGGGCCAAUUUUGACACUAUGGGCAAAAUUUGAACCACUUUGGUAGAGGACCUACAGAUUAUAAACCAAAUAUCAAAGCUCUGGACCUUGUACUUUCAGACAAGAAGAUUUUUUAGUUGUUUUUUUAGCUCACCUGUCACAAAGUGACAGGGUGAGCUUUUGUGAUCGCUUUUCGUCUGGCGUCCGUCCGUCGUCUGUCAAUCCGUAAACUUUUACUGUAAGUGACAUCUCCUCAUAAACCACUAAGUCAAUUUCAUCCAAACUUCACAGGAAUGUUCCUUUGGUGGUCACCUUUAAUAAUUGUUCAAAGAAUUUAAUUCCAUGCAGAACUCUGGUUGCCAUGGCAACCGAAUGAAAAAACUUUAAAUAUCUUCUUUUAAAAAACCCUAAAAGCUAAAGCUUAGAUAUUUGGCAUGAAACAUCUUCUAGUGAAUGUCUACCAAGUUUGUUCAAAUAAAAGCCCUGGGGUCAAAAUUGGCCCCGCCCCAGGGGGUCAUUGAUUUUCCCUAUAUGCAUAUAGUAAAAACUUAAAAAAUCUUCUUUAAAAGAACCCAAAGAGCUAGAGCUUAGAUAUUUAGCAUGAAACAUCUUCUAAUGAGUGUCUACCAAGUUUGUUCAAAUAAAAGCCCUGGGGUCAAAAUUGGCCCCGCCCCAGGGGGUCAUUGAUUUUCCCUAUAUGCAUAAAGUAAAAACUUAAAAAAUCUUAUAAAAAGAACUCAAAGAGCUACAGCUAAGAUAUUUAGCAUGAAACAUGUUCUAAUGGGUGUCUACCAAGUUUGUUCAAAUGAAAGCCCUGGGGUCAAAAUUGGCCCUGCCCUGGGGGUCAUUGAUUUUCCUUAUUUGUGUAUAGCAAAAACUUAAAAAUCUUCUUUGAAAAAACCAAAUAGUUAGAGUUUAGAUAUUAAGCAUGAAACAUCUUCUAGUAAGUGUCUACAAAGUUUGUUCAUAUAAAAGCCCUGGGGUCAAAACAGGCCCCGCUCCAGGGGUGUCAUUGUUUUUAACUAAUUAUAUGUAUAGUAAAAACUUAAAAAAAUCUUCUUUUAAAAAACCCAAUGAGCUAGAGCUUAGAUGUUUAGCAAGAAACAUCUUCUAAUGGGUGUCUACCAAGUUUGUUCAAGUAAAAGCCCUUGGGUUAAAAUUAGCCCUGAUGGGUGGGGGAAUAUCAUUGUUUUUCAUUAUAUGUGUGAAAUAAAAACUUAACAUCAUGAAACAUCAUCUAAUUGGUGUCUUCCAAGUUUGUUCAAAUAAAAGCCCUGGAUUUAAAGUGGCCCAGGUCCUGUGGCCUAUAUGCAGGUGAGCGACCUCAGGGCCAUCAUGGCCCUCUUGUUUAAAUAAUGCUUUUGUUUAUUUAAAGAAUAAAUGUAAUGUGUUCAAAUUUUAAUAUAUAUACCUUUUGUGCAUGUGUUUUUCUUUGGUGUUUUAUCUCUUUUGAGCAUAAGGUUCUGUUUAUGAGUUACAAUGAUUGUUUGGUUUCCAACGUUUUUAAUCUCCUAUUUACGCAACACGAUCAAAAACUGCAGCAGGUGUGUACGUUUUUUGGGAUUUUUCCCCAAAUUCAGGAAUUAGGACUCCAUAAUGCCAUAUUGUCUUCGACAUAAAGCUAUAAACAAAAUGGGUAGCUUAAUGUAGGAUUGUAUUUAAAGAUAUCUACUGUUUACAUGUACCCAUGCUUCUUAGAAGUGUUCAUCAGAUUGUUGUAUUUGUAUGCCUUCAUUGUAAUGUCAGUAACUCAAUUUAUUAAUAUAACAAUGGUUUCCAAUGGCAUCCACAAAGAUUUUGGCUGAAAAUUGAGUCAUAAUAACUUUUAAAUUAUUUUUGAACCAUACAGUAGCAUUAAAGUUUAAAACUUUUUUUAACAGGUUCAAAGGUCAAAUAUGUAAUCUGUAUUUUCCAGAAGAAUAUUGUUUUUCUUCCUCUGUAAAAAGAGUCAUUUUGAUAUAUCACUGGAAGAGAUUGCAUAGACAAACAAGAUAUGUAAUAUUACAGCAAGGCAGUAAAUGAAUUAAUAAAAAAUCAUUUUCAUAUUUUUGGUGCAAAUUCUAGAGCAAAAUGUGGCAUGUUGGUCUGUUAUGUUUAGUUGUGGUAUGUAUUUUUGAGGGUAUCAUGGCUCAAGCAACUCUCAACAUGUCUUGGUGUGUAAAGAUAAUAAGUGACACUAUUAUAAGUGUCCGAGAAAAGAGCGGGGCAAUCUCUUGAAAAUCGGCUUUUUGUCUUUGCUUCGGUUUUAUAUGGUAACUUGUACAAAGUAUUGGAGCAUCAGUUAGAAUUAUAAUUUUAAUGAGAUUGUGUAGGAGCUGAAAGAACAGAACAGAGGUACAUAUACAUUAAUUUUGUAAUUCAUACAAUUGAAUUUAAACACUUUGCUUCGGUUUUAUAUGGUAACUUGUACGAGGUAUUGGAGCAUCAGUUAGAAUUAUAAUUUUAAUGAGAUUGUGUAGUAGCUGAAAGAACAGAACAGAGGUACAUAUACAUUAAUUUUGUAAUUCAUACAAUUGAAUUUAAACACUAAUGUGUAAUACAUUUUUAGCAAGUGUUUGUAGCCUCUUUCUAUUAUAAAUUUUACACAUUUUAUAAUUUACCAAGUUAACUGCCAUGAAACUAAUUCAAUUGCGUACCAUCUUUUUGAUCUGUUUAUUUUUUAUUUAUUCUGUAAUGAUGUACAUGUACAAUGUUGGUGUCUUGUUGUAAAUUGUACCGUUAGUCUACUCUAUCUCACAAAGUUUAUGAUAAUUAUGUAUCCAUUAUUAUUGAAAAUAAACAGACCAAUCUAG